GUGCACCGCUGCUCCAGGCCGUCCCUGCUGGGCAAUGACGGGCAGCCGGGGCCGGGGACAGCAUAAAGGAGCCGGGAUCUGUAGCACCAGCUCACUCAGUCCCCGCUGCAGGCACCAGGCGGGUUCUCUCCAGGAGAGGAGCAGCAGUGUGUUACUCCCGUGACUCCAGCCUGCAGCCGUACGAUGAGAGCCGCGGGACUUGCCUUGGGCUUUCUCUGUGCUGUGUUCCAUCUCCUCUGGGCUCCUUCCACGGGGCUCAGGACACUGCAACUGGGAAGCUGUGUGGUCACCACAGACCUCCAGGAGAUACAGAGUGUAUUUUCUGAGCUUCGGCACAGCGUGCAGGCCAAAGAUGACAUCACUGACAUCAGAAUCUUAAGGAGGACGGAGUCUUUGCAGGACACAAAGCCCAAGGGCCGAUGCUGUCUCCUCCGCCGUUUGCUGAGACUCUAUAUGGAGAGAGUGUUCAAUAACUACCCGGCCCCUGACCAUCAGACUCUCCGGAAGAUCAGCAGGCUCGCCAACUCCCUUCUCACCAUCAAGAAGGACCUUCGGCUCUGCCAUGCCAACAAAAAAUGCCAUUGUGGGAAGGAAGCAAUGGAGAAAUACAAUCAGAUUCUGCGUCAGUUCGAACAGCUGGAGCCCCAGGCAGCCGUCGUGAAGGCCCUGGGGGAACUGGACAUCCUGCUGCAGUGGAUGGAGGAGACAGUGAUGGACGGAGGAGACAGUGAAGCAGAGAGGCACUGAUGCCUGGCCGAGGGUCCCUGCCCAGGCCCCGCGGAGGCAGAACCGGGCCCGAACCACCCUCUUCCGAUUCACUCAGUGCUGGUCACAAUGUAUCGUAUUUAUUUAUUGUUUGUCUCCUUAUAUGGUUGUCUUUCUGUGCUCCCAGUCUUACUUCGGUUCAUUCUUCAAUAAGAUUUUUCUAAUACCGCUUAUCCUCUUGGAUUAUAUUUAUUAGCUAAUAUAUUUAUUUAUUUUGCUAUCGACCUUAUUUAUUUUUGUACUUUAACAUGAGACCUUUAAACAUUCCCAGAUUAUGUUUAUAACAGACUGGAUGAUGUAUUUGCAUAUAGUAAAAAGAAAAAACCUCUAAAUUAGAAAAGAGUGGCUAGAGGGGUUAGUCAGUCACUUUUGUUAAGGAUGCCUCACUCACCACUACUGCUCUGUGAGCUACUUAAAAUCAAACCAUUGCCUCCUAAGUGUGGGUCACGGAUGAAGAAGUCCAAUGUGGGGUGAGAGACCUGACUUACAGUCUCUGGCCACCCCUGUUCAACUCCCCAGCCCUCUACUGUACACCUCCACCUGCAUGGCCAACACAUCUUUCUACAAAUAAAGUGUGCUUUGCAAAAUGUC
Oryctolagus cuniculus (rabbit) is the source of this 1356-nucleotide messenger RNA. It is a transcript of the gene IL20, whose product is annotated as interleukin 20. The record is from RefSeq and is a predicted model, not a curated record. Lineage: Eukaryota; Metazoa; Chordata; Mammalia; Lagomorpha; Leporidae.